Rotaria sp. Silwood1 is the source of this 185-nucleotide messenger RNA. NCBI's taxonomy places the organism in Eukaryota, Metazoa, Rotifera, Eurotatoria, Philodinida, Philodinidae. The record is from the annotation of a GenBank genome assembly.
AUAUAGAACAAUCUCGAAAUGAUUUAAUUCGUGUUGAAAAUCUUCUAAAAUCAGGUGGAUCAAUUCGUUCAUUUGAAGGUCAAUGUUUAUUAGCUAAAUUAUAUUAUGCUCAAUCACGUUAUGAUGAAUGUUUAACAUAUGUUAAUUUAGCAAUUAAUUCAAUACCAAAUGAUAUUAAUCAAUAA